Messenger RNA from Dentiscutata erythropus, 128 nucleotides. The record is from the annotation of a GenBank genome assembly. NCBI's taxonomy places the organism in Eukaryota, Fungi, Glomeromycota, Glomeromycetes, Diversisporales, Gigasporaceae.
CUCUUUGGGCACUUGGUGAGACCGAUUGUGGGAGGGAAAGGUGUUCUCAAGAGAGGCAGAUAUUGUUAAGUUUGGAAUAUUGUUUGGUUUUGAUAUCUGAUAACCUUGUUUCCAGACCUGUUGGCUAG